AUGACUGUUCCUACAACAUCGUCGAAUAUCUCACUGCUGUGGAAAGCCCGUGAUGAAAUAAACGUUCAUAUACGGUGUCUUGAAAGUUUGGGCGUCGACGGCUCACAGUACGGUGUUAUUCUCACACCAUUGAUUUUAUCUAAGUUACCACAAGACAUUCGUCUCGUUUGGGCCCGUAAGGGAAAAGGUCACGAGAAAGAUCUCAAUUUUUUGUUGCAAACUUUCACAGCAGAAAUAGAAAAUCGCGAACGGUCAGAAGGCUUCAAACGAGAUUCACCAAAAUCGAAACAACAACACACACACGAGGAAACGCAAACAACGACUCCAUCCACGCCAUCGGCUAGUGCAAUGUCUGUAACCGAUAAAACUAACGUUUGUAACUUUUGUGGAAAACCUCACUCAACUCAUAAGUGUUUUGAAGUACUUAAGCUUUCAUUGGAUGAUCGUCAUGCUAGAAUAAUGAACACAGGCUUGUGUUUCCGGUGUUUGGGCAAAAAUCAUAUUGCUAAGGGAUGUGGUGUUAGGUGUGCCAAAUGCAAUGGGAAACACAGUGAACUCCUUUGUAGGCCUAAACAGGCUGGUCAGAGUAAACGUGCUAGACCUCAGAACAAUGCCAUUGGGUUUCAAAAUUCAGGCAACAGGCCUGAUACUAGUACUGUCACUAGUAGGUCUGACACGGUUACUCAGAAAGAACAAAAGGUUGGAAUGCAUGUUGGCACAUCUGGCCCCACACCUGAUGCAAAUGAUCAAACCAUUGGUACUGAAUCAGUGAGUGCUAAAGUGGGAACUAUGCUCCAAACUGCAAAAGUGUUAGUUCAAGGUCAGAAUGGAAAAAGUGCUUGUAUUCGAAUGUUGUUUGACACAGGAGCAGACACAACUUACGUUUCUGCUUCUUUGGUGAAAAAGUUAGACCCAGAGUGGAUCACAGCCAGAUCAGUCAGUUAUGCAGCAUUCGGUGAAGAUAAACCUUCUAGCAGUAAAAUCAGAAAUGUGUACAAGUUGGGGGUCCAGAACAAACUUGGCGGAAUUGAGUAUCUCAGGGCCAUAGAAGUGAACACUAUUUGUGCUCCUUUGCACAAACCUUGUGUACCGAGAGAGACAUUUCAGUCAUGUGUCCAGUUUGAGUUAGCCGAUGAUUUUCAAGGGUCAGCAGAAAAUGUGACCAUCGACAUUGUACUCGGACUGGACCAUUACUGGAAUGUCAUGAAAUCUGGCCUUGAGAGACUCCCAGGUGGCUUGGUCUUACAAGAAUCUGUAUUUGGCUGGAUCCUCUCAGGGUCAUGGUGUGAAGCCAAUAGCGAUGAACAUUCUCACAGUGAAUCUAGUCCUCAACUUAUUUCUCACCAGCUGGUCUGUCUUUCUGAUAUGCCUGACAUCAGUAAGUUCUGGAAUCUGGAAGUAAUAGGUGUUUCGGGUUCCAAUGAAAAACCAGAUUUGUCUAGAGAUCCUGUUAUUCAGAGAUUCAACAAUCCUGUCGCCCUAGUAGAAGGGCGAUAUGAGGUUAGGCUGCCCUGGAAAAACCCAGAUGCUAAGUUGAAUCUCUUGGAUAACAGGAAACAAGCCGAGAUUAGAUUAAGGAAUCUUUCUCGGAAAUUAGAUAAAGACCCAUCUUUGAAAACCAGAUAUGGCCAGGUUUUCGGAGAACUAGAAGUAGAGGGCAUUAUCGGAGAGAUAGAUCAGCUUGGAGAUUUAGGUGAGAGACCGAUGUAUUACAUGCCUCAUAGGCCAGUGGUAAAUGAAUCGAAAAUUUCAACCAAAGUACGUCCAGUUUUUGAUGCUUCUGCCAAGGCCAUAAACGGUAUUUCUCUCAAUGAUUGCCUGGAAACAGGCCCUUGUCUUCCGCCUUGUUUGGUUGAUACGUUGAUUAGAUUUCGCAGAUGGCGUGUGGGACUGACUGCUGAUAUUGCCAAGGCUUUUCUCCCAAUUCGGGUACAUCCUGAUGAUCAAGAUGUACAUAGAUUUCUUCUGAGUGAUCAGGGUUACGUCAGAGAAAUGAAAUUUCUUAGGGUACCCUUUGGCAACACCAGCAGUCCCUUCCUACUCAAUCCAACCAUCAAACAUUAUCUGUCAAAGUAUCCUAAGUCAAGAGCUGUGGUAGAAUUAGAAGAGAAUUUGUAUGUAGACGAUUUGUUGACGGGUGCUGAUUUUGACAAUGAAGCAUCCGAGUUAUUCUCAGAAGCAAAGAAAGUGAUGGACGAUGGGGGGUUUCCCCUUACAAAGGCCAACUCCAAUAGUGAUAGUUUAACUGAGAUGUUCUUCAAAGAAUAUGGCAAUAAAAACUCCGGUACAGACCCUGUGAAGGUCUUGGGUUUGAAAUGGUUGAAAACUGUAGACAGUUUUUCCUUUGAUGGUGUCAAUUUGCCAGAAGACCUUGUGACCACUAAGCGUGUUGUUUUGAGUGUCCUGGCAAGGUUGUUUGACCCCUUGGGAUUGCUGAAUCCGUACACAAUGUUCAUCAAGAUCUUACUGCAAGAUAUAUGGCUGCUAAAAUUGCAGUGGGAUGAAAGGACCCCUGAAAACAUUGGUGAAAAAUUCAGGAAGUCACGACUGGACAAGGAGAUGGUCGUCCUACGCCGAGAAUUCUUGGACGCCGUUGCUGUGAAUUCUGAGAUGUUCCUAAUUCUGGGCGUUGAAGUCGCCAAUUUAGGACAGUGGGAAGAAGAAAUCACAGAUGAUUUCUACGCCUUUGAUGAAGCUGCUGAUCUAUACGUUAGUUCGCAGGAUAUGUCAUCAGAGAAAACAGAAUCAGUCAGUUGA
Lineus longissimus is the source of this 2757-nucleotide messenger RNA. RefSeq lists its product as uncharacterized. Gene Ontology annotation, biological process: proteolysis. The transcript has 2 exons. The record is from RefSeq and is a predicted model, not a curated record. Gene Ontology annotation, molecular function: aspartic-type endopeptidase activity. The coding region runs from base 1 to 2757 and encodes 918 amino acids. NCBI's taxonomy places the organism in Eukaryota, Metazoa, Nemertea, Pilidiophora, Heteronemertea, Lineidae.